Molecule: messenger RNA, 1616 nt
Organism: Cyprinus carpio (common carp)
Lineage: Eukaryota; Metazoa; Chordata; Actinopteri; Cypriniformes; Cyprinidae
Product: heterogeneous nuclear ribonucleoprotein A0
Molecular function (GO): RNA binding
Source: RefSeq, a predicted model, not a curated record
UGCGUCAUGACGACAGUCGUUUUAAAAAAGGCCCUUUUCUUAACAGUUGAGUCGUUACGGCGGUCUAGCGGCACGAUAUGUCAGGAAUGGAGCAGCUUUGCAAACUUUUCGUUGGCGGCCUGAACGUCCAAACAACUAACGAUGGCCUCCGCGCUCAUUUUGAACAGUACGGGUCACUAACGGACUGCGUGGUUGUCCAAAACGAUCAACUUCAGCGGUCUCGUUGUUUCGGCUUCGUAACCUACUCCUCCGCAGAGGAGGCUGAUGCCGCAAUGGCCGCCAGGCCACAUGUGGUAGACGGUAAAACCGUAGAGCUGAAGAGAGCCGUGGCUCGGGAAGACGCUGGAAAGCCCGAAGCUCUCGCCAAGGUCAAGAAGAUAUUCGUCGGGGGCUUAAAAGAGGACAUCGAGGAGAACACCCUCACCGAUUAUUUCUCUCAGUUCGGCAUGAUCGAGAAAUCCGAAGUUAUCACAGACAAAGACACCGGCAAGAAGCGUGGGUUCGGCUUUGUCCACUUCGAAGAUAACGACUCGGCCGACAAAGCCGUCGUGCUCAAGUUCCACAUGAUCAACGGACACAAAGUGGAGGUGAAGAAAGCGCUCACGAAACAAGAGAUCCAGGCCGCCGGCGGAGCUCGGGGCGGCAGGGGGAGAGGAGGAGGAAGAGGUAUGGGGCGGAAUCAAAAUGGCUUCGGCGGCGGGAGAGGAGGCUACGGCGGCUACGGGGGUGGCUAUGGUGGAGGCUACGGCGGCAGUGAUGGCGGCUACGGCGGCGGCUAUGGAAGCGGAGGCUAUGGAGGAGGAUACGGGGGUGGAUACGGAGGAGGCUACGGCGAACAGAUGGGAGGCUAUGGCGGUGGUAACGGUUACAGUGACUUUGGCAGCGGAUACGGCCAGCAGUCCUCCGGCUACGGGCCCAUGAAGGGUGGAAACACGUACGCCGGCAGAAGCGGAGCCCCUUACUCCCGUGGCGGCGGUUCUGGUUACGGCAGGGGUGGCUACGGAGGCUACUAAAGCGGGUUGGGAAAGUCUCGGAAAGCUGUCCCCCUAGAUUCUCUCGGUUUCCACGUUGGGCUCAUUCACCCGGCCAUGCAAGAGAUGGCGGACACUGUGAAAGCAUACCUUAAAGACCUCAAUUCUUCACAGGGAACCUGUUCAGUACCUGGGUGCGAUUGUGAUAGGACUGAAAUAUCUCAUUAGGAUAUCAUCCUGCGAUCUAGGCAACCUUGGAUGCUGGACUCUGCCCACAUCAACUGUGGCCAUGGAGUUUGGUUAUCUACACAAUACACAGAGUAAUUAUGAUUUUAAUAAUGGACUGGAGAAAUGAUGACGACAGAAUUUUGUCUUUUUUCUUUUUUUAUCUUUUUAUAAAUAUCUGUAUACAUUUUAAUAAAAAAAAGUUUGUUAAAAUGAUUCUUUUGUGUGUGUGUGUGAGAGAUUAAUUAGAGAUGGAUUUGUCACGUCCAAUAGAUUUGAAGAAUCACAUUUAAAUUAGACAUGUAUAACAUGCAAACAGCUCUUUCUACAGCAGAUACACAGUAAUGAGUAUUUAUGCAUUGUGAUGAUGCAGGCACUCUAAUGUUGGUAUGCAUUUUAGAAUAAACACUAUCACAAAAA